Akanthomyces muscarius is the source of this 1164-nucleotide messenger RNA. RefSeq lists its product as uncharacterized. Lineage: Eukaryota; Fungi; Ascomycota; Sordariomycetes; Hypocreales; Cordycipitaceae. The coding region runs from base 1 to 1164 and encodes 387 amino acids. The record is from RefSeq and is a predicted model, not a curated record. The transcript has 3 exons. Gene Ontology annotation, biological process: proteolysis. Gene Ontology annotation, molecular function: aspartic-type endopeptidase activity.
AUGCAGCUCCGCAUUCUCAUCGUGGCCAUAUUCAGCUUCGCUUCUCUGGCGAGCGCGAUCGCCGUACGAUCCGCGUCCAUCCAGGGCGACAACGAGUUCUCCAUUCCCGUGAAGUACAACCCCGACUUCAAGCCGCCUACGACUGGCCCGGAUGGGGUGGUAUUGCGUCGCGGCAACCCGGACCACGGCACCACGCCGGCGCAUGACAGCCCGACACGGCCGGACCAGGAGUACUAUGCCGAGAUUGACGUGGGCACCCCGCCGCAAAAGAUGAACCUUCUCUUCGAUACAGGCUCGGCUGACCUGUGGCUGUUUGGCGCCGACGCCAAGGGGGCUAUCGAGCAGGACCAGAACCGUUGGAACCACAACAAGAGCUCGACGGCGCGGCUCAUCACCGGCGCGACCUGGGACAUUCACUACGCAGACGGUUCGGGCGCCAACGGCACCGUGUACCACGACGUUGUGUCCGUCGCCGGUCUCAAGAUCCGUGGCCAGGGCGUCGAGUACGCCAACGAGGUUUCGCCGCAGUACAGCGGCACUGACAUUCUAGGCAGCCCGGUGUCGGGGAUCGUCGGUUUUGCCUUUGACAAGAAGAACAAGGCCAAGCCACAGCAGAAGACGCCAUUUUCCAACAUGAAGAGCCACCUGGCCAGGCCCGUCUUCACAGUGGACCUUAAGCACCAAGCCGACGGCACCUUUGGCUUCGGGUUCAUCGACGAGUCCAAGUACACUGGCCACUUGACCUACAGUAGUAUCAACAGUGCUACCGGUUUCUGGACCUUUACCUCGCCAGGGUACGCGGUCAACAGCGGCGCUUUUAUCGAAUACAAUAUGACGGGCGUCAUUGAUACAGGCGGCUCCACAUCAACGAUCCCCAGCCCAGCGUUCAAGGCAUACACAGAUGCCAUCGCCAACUACACAGAAAAGUUUGACUGCCGCACGCCGCUGCCCGAUUUCCACUUUGGUGUCGGCAACAACAAGACGGUCAAGGUCGACGGCCUGCAUCUCAAGCAGACCAACGAGGAUGGCACUUGCCAGCUCAAGCUCUACGACGGCGGUGGCGGCAACUUUGCAUUCUAUGGCUCACCGUUCCUGGCAGGUGCCUAUGUCGUUUUUGAGGAUGGUGAUGAUGGUGCGCGCGUUGGCUGGGCCAACUCCGCGUGA